This is a messenger RNA of Hemicordylus capensis (graceful crag lizard), 3170 nucleotides long. It is a transcript of the gene GRSF1, whose product is annotated as G-rich RNA sequence binding factor 1. The transcript has 10 exons. The coding region runs from base 317 to 1699 and encodes 460 amino acids. NCBI's taxonomy places the organism in Eukaryota, Metazoa, Chordata, Lepidosauria, Squamata, Cordylidae. Gene Ontology annotation, molecular function: RNA binding. Gene Ontology annotation, cellular component: nucleoplasm; ribonucleoprotein complex. The record is from RefSeq and is a predicted model, not a curated record. Gene Ontology annotation, biological process: regulation of RNA splicing.
UGGGCAGCUGCUUCCCGCCGCAGCGGCCUCUCCAGCAGGCGGCCAGAGCGGGGCCUCCUUCCGCCCCGCAGCCCUCGGCCUCACGUGAGGGGCGGGUCGGACUCGGAAGAACGCGAGAGCCCGAGGAGGAGCGCGUCUCUGGGAGGCCUCCUCCUCUUCCUCCUGACGCAGCAGCAGCUCCUCCUCCCUGCCCGCCGUGGCUCCGCAGCAGGCCGCCGCCGCGCAUGUGCCUGAGGCCCUCCUCGCUCGGUCGUCGGUAGCGGCUGAAGUGACGACGGCGACGACCACGACGGCGACGGGGCCUCCUCCGUCUCCCAUGGCCGGGACGCGCUGGGUGCUGGGCGCGCUGCUCCGGGGCUGCGGCUGUAGCUGUAGCAGCUGCCGCCAGACAGGCGCGGCCUGCCUCCCGCCGCUGCGCCCCGCCAUCUCCGCCGCCUCCGCCGCGCGCUCCAACGCCUUCGGCCUCUCCGGCCGCCGCCGCCUCUUGCUGCUACUCGGGGCAGCCACGCAGAGCCGGGGGUUCGCCAGCUCCGCCGGGCCGGUGCCUGGCUUCGGCUCCUUGCGGGGCUCGCUGCUGUCGCCGGCCCUCGCGGGGAGAUGCUACAGCCAGGAACCCAGUACUCCAUUUCCAGAUGAGUAUCCUCCUCUCUCAGAAUAUGAGCCAUCUCCAGCCAAGUCAACCGAGGAAGAUGAUGUAUAUCUUAUUCGUGCCCAAGGUCUGCCUUACUCCUGUACUGAGGAAGAUGUUCUCAACUUCUUUGCAGGCAGCAAGAUUCGAAAUGGAGUGAACGGCAUACACUUCCUCUUAAACCGAGAUGGCAAACGAAGAGGAGACGCUUUGGUCGAAUUGGAGUCUGAACAGGAUGUGCAGAAUGCCUUGGAGAAGCACCGGAGAUAUUUGGGCCAGCGGUAUGUGGAAGUUUUUGAAAUUCAUAAUGAGGAUGUUGAUGCCAUCAUGAAGAGCCUGCAGUCCAGCUCAACUUCUGUCACAAAUGACGGAGUGGUACGGCUGAGAGGCCUUCCCUACAGUUGCACUGAAAUGGAUAUUUCUGAGUUCUUCUCAGGUUUGAGUAUAGUUGAUGUAACAUUUGUCAUGGAUCAGAGAGGAAGAAGGAAAACGGGAGAAGCAUUUGUGCAGUUUUCUACACCUGAAAUGGCUAAUCAAGCCUUGUUGAAGCAUAAGGAGGAAAUCGGGAAUCGAUACAUAGAAAUAUUCCCAAGCCAGAGAAGUGAAAUUCGAACACACAAUGGCUUUUUCCGAGGGAAGAAGAUGACUGGUUAUCCCACUAUGAAACAAGAAGCUGAAUCCGUUUUUGAGGAAAGUGAGUUGUGUGAUGCCUUAAGACCUGCUGCAGUUUAUGAGAGCGAUAAAGAAAAUGAUGUUUUUAAGCAAGCAUUCGAAAAGCCUCGGGAGGUGUUGGAAUCUGGGAGUUUCUCCUCGCUUCACUUUGUUCACUUGAGGGGUCUGCCUUUCCAGGCAACUGCCCAAGAUAUUAUAAAUUUUUUUGCUCCCCUGAAACCAGUGAGGAUCACCAUGGAAUAUAAUUCAAGCGGGAAAGCAACCGGAGAAGCAGAUGUGCACUUUGAGACACACGAGGAUGCAAUUGCAGCCAUGGCCAAGAACAGGUCCAACGUGCAGCAUAGAUACAUUGAAUUAUUCCUGAAUUCAUCACCAAGCAGGAAAAAUGGCUGCCAGUGACAAUGGCAUAAUUCCCAAAGUUUAGGAUAAAUCAAGAUGCAUUUCAUUUGCACACUUUCCUCGAGCUGGACUACAGGAGUUCCUGUAACUAGCAAGGAUGACUUCUAAAGGACACUUUUUUCCUAAAUUGCCUUUCAAAGAAAACCCAGCAUCUGUACCUGAAACCCCACAAAUUGUUUGUGCAGGAUCUGUCUUAUGUAAAACCAAAAUUAAAAGUUGAGCUGUCCAUAAGCAUACUUCUUCCUACAGUACGUGUCCUGGUAGAGUGGCGGCCAAGCGGUGCCAUACGGGUGUAGCCCAGGCCGUCACCUUGUUUCUAAAUGUGAAGGAUGCUGUUGUAAUGCUGCCAGUUGCAUAGUCAUGGUUACGUAGUUGGAAAUAGGCUGCAGUUGGGGAGUUCUGGUUAACAUUAGUGCUGACUCAGCAGUUAAGUGGGGUUAGGCCAAGCUGGAGAGGUGAGGACUUGCAUUGUACAAGGGAGCAUCUGCAUCAUCCUGCAACCAGCCUCUGAUUGCUUUAAUCAUGGUAAAGCAGUUGGCAGAGUUGCCUCUGCCCUAGGCCAUUGCAAGGAACUUCAUACCAGAAAGACUGACCCAGGAAUGGGUGUUGUUGUCGUCCAUCAUGAUGGUGAAAUGGGGAAGGCCUUGGGGAGGUAGUGGGAGCAGCUUCUCCUAGGCAAAGCAAUGUGUGUGCAGCUGUCCCUUACACUGAAUGGGAGAGCGGAAGCUGACUCCUCCUGUGUCUCUAGUGGAAUACCUGGGGUGGUUGCUUGGGUUUCAAGACUGGGAUGUGUGAGAACCAUUAGGCUGUUGUGUACUGGCUGAAAAUAAAGUCCUUUAGAAAAGCUGUCGAAGGAAAUUCUUAACACACAUUAAGACUUGAGCGGUGUGGACAUGUAAUUCAGCCUGUCUGAGGUGAAAACAUGUUGACAACUGGUUUCAUGCUAGGGAGACUUCUAAGCAAGCAAUUUCCCAUAAGGAAGCUGUACCAAAUUGGGUAGUCUUUACCACCUGACUGUUUUAAAUCAACUGUCACCUUAGUGCAUAGAUGCUGCAAGCAUUGCACAUGUGCCGCCAACUCCCAGCUGGAUUUGAAUGUGUAUUUGGCAUAGGCAGGAAUACUAGCUUAGCACUAACUGGCCAGGAAAGGGGAGACUAUUCAGACUAGUGAAACUUGCUGGGCAGUCUUGGCCCUUCACAACUUCCCUACCAUACCUAUUUUACAACCCUGAAUAAGCAACCCGGUUUAAUGUGGCUUGCUGUUUGUGUGACAAGUGGCCAGUUCUGUAUUCUCAUAGUUAGUAGGGGCUAAUGUAUUCCAUAGGUGAAGCUGUGACCAACACCUCAGGCUCCAGCUGCUGCCACUGCCAGGUACUACAAGAAGUAAGUGUAAAGCAUUGCUCUUUAGUUUUGCCUGUCUGUCCAUCAAGUCCAUGUAUUCCUCUUAAUAAAGUGAGUUUUUUCUUAAUGCA